Molecule: messenger RNA, 2070 nt
Organism: Cladocopium goreaui
Lineage: Eukaryota; Dinophyceae; Suessiales; Symbiodiniaceae
Source: the annotation of a GenBank genome assembly
AUGUCGAUGGCAGAUGGGACCGCAAUCGAUGGCAUCCGAUCGAAACUACAACACUUUCUCGGCUGGAACACAAAAGAUCAAGACAAAGUGGCCAUCAAACAACGUGUGAGGGACUUUGCUCCGAUCGUUUUCUUUGACUUUGAUUUCACACUGACAGUGGUUCACGUGUUCAAAUCGCUGGCUGGUUGGGUGGAUGCUCAAGUUUGCAUGUUGGCCAUGCGUGGAAUGGUGGUUUCAGAGCCCCAUGCCCUGACUGAACGCGGUCAGUUGCGGCGCCUCUCCGAACUUGGACCAGCAUGGAUCGAGCAAGCCUUUGGUGGGUUCAGCCGGGUCACGGCCAUUCGAAAGCUCUUGGAUGGUUUGAUCAACAGCGGCUGUCAAAUUGUGUUGGUGACCCGUGGAUAUGUCGGAGUAGCACGAAAGUGUUUGCAGGAAGUGGAUUUGCUUGGAAAGUUUGAUGCUCUCUAUGGAAACAUCGGGGUAGCCUAUGGCACACGCACAGCCUAUGACAUUGAGACUGAGCAGAAUGUCACUGGCCUGUCAGAAGAAGUAGACCGUCUCUGGAGUUUGCUUGGCAAAUGGAAAGAGGGAGAAUGGGACUCAAAAACGGAGAUUGUUCAUCGAUAUCAGCAUCAGUACAUGCUCACUCGCGAGCAGGUGCUUUUUGUGGAUGAUGAUUCCCAAGAGUUGGCUCCGCUGCGUCACUCUGCCCUGACAGUUCACGCUAAAGGGAACGGCAUGGGCGAGAGGGACAUGAUGGACAUUUUGGAUUUGCUGGGUCUCCAGCAGGAAGCUUGGGCUUCUGAUUGCUAUGACUACUGGCAUGCACUUCGUGAUCCAUUGGCUAGCAAGCCCUUUGCCAUCACGAUCUUUAACCGCAAACACAUUCCAAUCAGAGGCGUGGAGGAACACUUCGGUGUUGGCGGUUUGUUGUCGGAAAGAUCUGAUGCCUCCUUUGGCAUGUUUGGAUCCUUUGGAGACCUGCAGCUGCUGCGAGGGAAGUCUCCUGAGGUGGAGAGCGUCACCAGCAACGGCUGCAAUGGAAAAGUGGCCAUGCCAGUGGUAAGUGAGCUGGAUGAACAGGCUGAAGUUCCUGGAGUCCCAGCAAGUGCUACAGGAAAUCACUUGUAUGAAGAGCCCUUGAGCAAACACAGACCUGAGGAACCGGUGAAAACCUUGACGUCCCUCGUCCGGAUGUUCCAGCAAACUUUGCUGGGACUGUGCCCUAUCACCCUGGCAACUGCUGGAAGACAUAGAAAUACGAUUUGUUGCCAUGAGGUUCAGUCCAGCCCAGAAGAAGCUGUUUGGUGCCGCUAUCAGAAGAAGAAACAUAUUGGCGCAGGCCACUUUGGUGAGGUUUUUCAAGCGAACGAGUUGUGCACUGGUCGACCAGUAGCCGUGAAGCAUUUGGAACGUUUGGACCCAGAGGAAGAAGGUCAAGGUGAUGAGGUCAGUGUGCUACGAGCCUUGGCACAUCCCAAUCUACUUCGCAUCUUUGAAGUGGUGAAAUUUCCAGGUGAAGUGCUGAUUGUAACCGAGCUGGCAGAACAGGGUAGCCUGUCCACAUUUGCUGCUGCUGCCGCCGCUGGGUCUCAACCAGAAGGGGCUCCAUGGAUAGCAGGAGCCAUGCAGCAGAUUCUGAGCGCAGUGGCUUACUGCCAUCGGCAAUUUGUUUUGCAUGGCGACCUCAAACCUGAAAAUGUUUUGAUUGGUGGGACCAGACCUGAUGGAUCACCCUUGUGCAUCGUUUGCGACUUUGGGCACGCGACAGUUUGUUUGGGAUCAGAGCUAGUUGCCGCACCAGGUGAUCCCAGAUACAUAGCACCAGAAGUCAUUGCGAAGGAACAUCUUUGUACUCGAAGCGAUGUCUACAUGUUGGGGGUGACUGCCUUUGAGCUUCUAACCGGCGGUUGGCUGCCUUUCUUCAAUUUGAAGGCUGCAUCCUUACCAAUGUGCUAUCAGCAACUGAGUCGCGGAGGUGUCCAUGAGCGAAUUUUGUCUGAGAAAGGACUGGACUGGCGAGAUCAAGAGCGUUUGCGCAUCGCCUGCAAACCUGAGGUGCAGAGCGUG